This is a messenger RNA of Polistes dominula (European paper wasp), 2644 nucleotides long. Its product is annotated as ionotropic receptor 75a. The record is from RefSeq and is a predicted model, not a curated record. Gene Ontology annotation, cellular component: membrane. NCBI's taxonomy places the organism in Eukaryota, Metazoa, Arthropoda, Insecta, Hymenoptera, Vespidae. Gene Ontology annotation, molecular function: ligand-gated monoatomic ion channel activity.
UUUUUCCUUUUUUUUCUUCUUUUUUUUCGUUACAAUGAUAUAGAACUGUUGUAUUUCAUCAUAAAUCAUCGAUCGAAGGUUCUACUCUACUCCAUUAUUAUUUAUUAUUUACAACUAAUUCUAGGAAGCUAUGCGAAACACCAAGUGCAUGAAAAUGAACGGGUUACUUAAUUUCCUAUUUGCAGGAAAACAUAGAUGCGAUUCUUACAUCGAUAAUCUUCUCGAUGAGAAAAUGAUAUAACUUGAUGGAUGGUUUCUUCUUUAUGGAAAUGAUAAGAUGGAUUUUUUUCAAAGAAAUUUAUUGACCAAUCUGACGGUAUCUUACGUGUCUAUUAAAGAAAAUCUCGACAUAAAUAACAUUCUCAAAGUUAAUUAUUAUAAACUUGGUAUUAUUCUUGAUAUCGAUUGUCCUCAAAGUGAAAUCAUUUUCAAACAGUUUAAUGGAAAUCAAUUGCCUUACAACGAAUCUUAUUUUUGGCUUAUGUUAACUGAAUCAAAUGCAGUUCCAAUAAAUUUAUUCCAAGAUUUACCACUUUCCAUAGCUACUGAAAUUACAGUGGCAUUACGCGAAAACAAUAGUUAUACUCUUUACGAUGUUUAUAAUUUUAGUCAUCGACACGGAGGUAAGCUCAAUGUUACUUACAUGGGUUACUGGACUUUCAACGAUGGAUUGAGGAACGAAUUAACCCAAUACAAGUACAAACGUCGUCAAAAUUUUCAUAAACUCGCCCUAAACGUUUCUAUUCACGUUGAUCAUGAUCCAUUACCCGAUUUUCACACGUAUAUUUUAAAUCCGAUUAAUCGUCACGUAGAUACAAUGAUGCGUUAUAAUUAUGCUUUGAUUGUACAAUUAAUGGAUUAUUAUAAUAUAACUAUGAAUCUAAGCAGAGGAACAACCUGGGGAUAUCUUAACAAUGGCACCUGGAAUGGUAUUAUAGGGGAUAUGCUUCGUGGGAUAGUGGACAUAAGUGCUACUCCUUAUUUAUUUAAAGCAGCAAGGAUGGAUGUAUGCGAUUACACGGUGCAGUCUUACGUAGCAAGGGCGAGCAUAAUUUUUCGUCAUCCAAAAACUAGUGACGUACGUAACGUAUUUCUCAUGCCAUUUACGGAAGACGUUUGGUAUUUGAUCCUAAUCGUAGCUGUCAUUUAUUGGCUGUUAUUAUUACUUACGGUUAAAAUCGAAUUGUAUUACGAUAAUUAUCCAAAAAAGUGUACUUUGGAUACUAAUCCUUCUUCGGAAACUGCUUUGAUAACAAUCGCUGCUAUUUGCCAACAAGGUUUGAGCGAUGGUCCACGAAUUUAUUCUGGUCGCAUAGUAUUUCUUUCAUUAUUUCUUUGGGGAUUACUUCUUAUUCAAUUUUAUUCGGCCAGCGUAGUGGGAUCAUUAUUGUCGGAACCACCAAGGUUUAUAAAUACUUUGAAGGAUUUAGCUGAUAGUAGCCUUGACGUUGGAAUUGAAGAUAUGGCCUAUAAUUACGAUGUUUUGGCCAAAUCACCGAAUCCAGAUGUACACGAGCUCAAUCGGAAAAAAAUACAGACGAGCAAAAAACGAAAGAUCGAGCCUUUCUUGACUGCUGAGGAAGGUCUGAAGAAAGUGAAAAAAGGUGGCUAUGCCUUUCAGGUUGAUGUUGCUACAGCUUAUAAAAUAAUCGCGGACACUUUUUCGCAAGACGAAAUUUGUGAUUUAGCGGAAAUUCAACUGUUUCCAGUUGAACGCAUUGCGACUGCUGUUAAAAAACAUUCGCCCUUUAAGAAGAUGGUUACUUAUGGAUUGAGAAAAAUUGUUGAGCACGGUGUGCCAGGACACCUGAGAUAUGUGUGGCAACCAGGACGACCUCAAUGUCCUGAAAGUCACAGUGCAAAACCAGUCCCAGUUGCAUUGAAAGAAUUUAGUCCAGCUUUAUUAUCUCUUUUUAUGGGGAUUGCCUUGGCUCUUUUAGUAAUGCUCAUUGAAAUGUAUAUAAAACGUCGUAAAGAUCGAGGUCAAAUGGAAUCAUCCUUGGAACCAUCACAUUUGGAAGUAGCAUCAAAUUUGUGCUUUUCCGAUUUAGAUCAAUUUGAUUUUCAUACCGUUGAACCGGAAGAUGUAUCGAAUUAAUUUUCUGUUCCUUCUAUUGCAGUAGUUCGUGCGUUUGUAAUAGCAACAAUGUAUCGUAAAAAAAUACAUUAAUUUUAAAGCGAUUAAUUCAAAUUAAUGCUUAACGCUGUUUUCAAAAUCACCAACGUUUAUUUUGCUUCAACGAUUUGUUUCCUUUUCAUUUAUGUUUAUGAGUUACUAUUGAUGAAUAAUGAAAUAAAAAAUGGAAAAGAAAAAGGUAAAGAAACAUUUUCCAAUAACGAGUUAAACGCAUACAAAUAUAUAAAAAGAUCAUAUUCAUUAAAGUUACUGUUCGAUUUACAUGUCAUUUGUUGUUGUUUUUAUGCAAAGGCAUAAAAACAGGCCAAUAAAUUUUAGGUUGUACUAAAAUUGUUCUAAUUUCGAAAUGACACAAUGGAAUGGAUGUUUUUGUUUUUCGUUAACACGAUAACGAAGAUAUGGUAUUUUUCAAAUCAUUUAUUGCUUAUUGAAAGAAUAACAUGGCCAACAACGAGCAAUUUAUGAAAUAUUCAAAAUAAGAUGCUGUUUAUAAGGAAAAGAUUGUUU